CACAACUCCAUAGCUACAGCAAACUUCCAGUUACUGCGCUUUUUCCAAGUCGUUUACGCUCACGCUCUUUUCCAGUGUACUGACUCUACAUCGACUGCACCAUGUCUGACAUCAAGUACUCCACAAUCUUGGGCGCCCCAGGCGAUGCAAAAGCCAGCUGCAAGGGGCAUGGAACGCUUGAAAUCCUCGAAAUCAUCCAGAUACUCGAGAGUGCAGGGAUUCCGUGCUGCAUAGUUGGCAUUUCAGCAUUAAAAUACUUUGGCGCGUGGAUAAUGCGAAAUGACUGGGAAAUAUGUGUGCCAACGGAGAGUCUUGACAGAGCCUCUGCCCUUCUGAAAGGUGCGCCAUACGAUGAUAUAUACGAGCCAUGUCAACAUGAGCGCCCCCAUAUCUACUCCCUACUCCAUACAUUUCCGCGGUUCAAAUUGAAGGGCGUUGAUCUUUGGUUCGACCUCAUUCCUUCGGAAGACGCCCAUCUCGCUUGUGAACCUGCAAAUUUCGAGCGGAGUAAAAUGGGCCUUCCUUAUCCAAAACUCGAAAUCUUCGCCCAGAGUCUCGUGGACACAAACAGUGCCGUACGGAUUGCAGACCUUGUCGAUGGAAUGGGUUUGACCGAGGAAUGGGGUUCUCAGAAUCUUGAUCUCAGUGGGACAAAUGAUAUAGUUUGGGCACAGCAAAAAAACAAGCGAAUUAGCAAGUCUGUUCCAGAAACGACAAAUUCACUUAUGCUCCAAGUCAGCGAAGCACCAUUCAGCAAGAAAGAGAUUUGGGAUGACAUCGUGAGAUCAAGAGAUCAACGAAUUGAUCUUGCUUGUUCGAAAGAGGUCUACGUGACCCGCUUUCGCUCUCGAGACAGUGGAGAUCCGCGAUUACUUGAAAGGAACUUUGUUUGAGACAUCCUAAUUGUCCACAUCUCAAUGCGCAAUGAAUGAACAUAUCAAGUAGCGGAAAUCAAGAAGAAAUUGAAGCUAUGAAUUUUUCUCUGUCC
This is a messenger RNA of Hyaloscypha bicolor E, 988 nucleotides long. RefSeq lists its product as uncharacterized. Lineage: Eukaryota; Fungi; Ascomycota; Leotiomycetes; Helotiales; Hyaloscyphaceae. The record is from RefSeq and is a predicted model, not a curated record. The coding region runs from base 102 to 893 and encodes 263 amino acids. The transcript has 2 exons.